Messenger RNA from Colletotrichum orchidophilum, 1392 nucleotides. RefSeq lists its product as uncharacterized. Lineage: Eukaryota; Fungi; Ascomycota; Sordariomycetes; Glomerellales; Glomerellaceae. Bases 1 to 1392 code for a protein of 463 amino acids. The transcript is spliced from 2 exons. The record is from RefSeq and is a predicted model, not a curated record.
AUGGAUAUCCCCUCAAUACCCGAUGACCCGAGCAGCCUCCCCUUGACGGGGACGUCGGCCUUCGUCGGACAGCCUCCCGCAACCCAGAAUGAUUAUUUCAUCGUCAAGGGUCUCUUUCGUAUGCUCGGAAUGACGACAGCCAACCCGAUGACGGGCUAUUUCCUCGCCGCCAAGCCGCCUCCCGGUUAUGCCCACGAGACUAAACUGCCCGGCGUUUUGACGGGCCUCAUCUUUGUCAUAGUGGCCGUUGUUGCCCCCACAGCCGCAAGAGUAUGGCUGAGAUUGCGAAGAGGUUCAGUCAAGCAGUUCGGUUGGGAUGACUGGGCCAUCAUCGCUGCUGCGCUUCUAGCUCUCGUGUAUCCGAUCGCACAAAUUCAUUCCCUCGCAGUCGGCGCAGCUGCCCUACAUACAUGGGAAGUCACUUACGAGCAAUACAACAUCGGAAUGUUGGGGGCCACGGUUUGCAAGACAACAUUCUUCGUCGCUGUGGGCAUGAUAAAGCUCUCAAUAGCAAUAUUCCUCCGAAGACUAGCGGACCGUCUCCCUAGGUGGUGGCGGAUCGCAUGCGAUAUCUUCAUCGGAUCAACUGUCGCAUAUAUCCUGCUCGCUAUCUUUCUCAACGUCUUUGCAUGCAAUCCGCCGGCAGCACAAUGGGAUUUGGCUUUCCGUGGCAGGCGAGAGCCUGCUCCUUCGUGUAUCGGCCAGGGUGUUGAAUCAAAGAUUCUGACUGGUUUCCAUGUGGCUCAGGGGCUUACUUUGCUGUCAGCACCUGUUGUGAUCUUGUGGAAGAUUCGCAUGCAAACGACAAAGAAGACUCGACUAUUCGCUAUCUGGACGAUAGGUGGUCUGGCAGUUUUGGCAGGCUUGCUCCAUCAAAUCCUUCCUACCAUCACAAACGACUUCACGUGGAACUAUACAGAAGCUCUGAUAUGGGCAUGCUUGGACCUAUCGUUAGGUGUUGUGACAGCCUCACUACCGGUGCUGGAUAGUUUGGUGGAGGAGUAUUGGAGAAGGGCAAAGAGCACCGUAGUCAAGACAUAUGGUGGGAGCAAUUCAUCACCAUCACGAACGAGCGAAGAUAGCGCAUGGCUAUACAGCAAGACUGCGGGUACGGACAAAAGUAGGAAGCAUGCGGCAAGACCUCCUAUAUCCAACAUCACACAGGCCAUGGACCGCUCAGAGUCCAGGGAGAGCAUUGUCAAGAAGGAGGAAGUUCACGAGACCCAAAGUUGUGCGAUUGAGAUGGGAAUUUUGUGCACUCAGGAAAUCGAGGUGCAUGUCUCUGAGGCGGAGGAUGUUGAAAAUGGGCGGGCAGAAAGUCGAGGUCCAAGGUCGCCGUCACCGUUCUACCACAACCGGCCAGAAUGGCACGAUGACUCUCAUAAGUUUUAA